Messenger RNA from Suillus subalutaceus, 708 nucleotides. RefSeq lists its product as uncharacterized. Lineage: Eukaryota; Fungi; Basidiomycota; Agaricomycetes; Boletales; Suillaceae. The coding region runs from base 1 to 708 and encodes 235 amino acids. The transcript is spliced from 6 exons. The record is from RefSeq and is a predicted model, not a curated record. Gene Ontology annotation, molecular function: heme binding; monooxygenase activity; iron ion binding.
AUGCCGAGAAGAGGAGAGAGUCAGGUCUUCCACGACCAACUCAAUCGCAUUUCAAGAGAAUUGGCGACCGGCAAAGCCGAUUCCUCGUUUGCUUUAUACCCUCUUGAGAACCAGUCCUCACACAAGCUUUGGGACGAAGACAUAGCCUAUCUCGCUGGAUCGCUCUUGGCGCCGGCUCAGACACGACUGCCGUGGCGAUCAUCUAUGUGCAGGAGAAAGCGCAAGAGUAGCUGGAUAUCGUCGUUGGUCUUGACAGAGCUCCCACGUUUGACUACAAUUCCCUUCCUCAUAUCGAAGCGUUCAUGUUGGAACUGGAGGCCUGUAACAACUGUUGCAUUUGCUCACCGUGCUUCAACCGAUAUCGUUUAUGGCAAUCCCACGCGACACAUUGUUUACCUCAACCCCGACUCGGACAAAUUCGAUCCCGAAAGAUGGCUCAUCAGCAAAGGCAAAAUUCGGCACGGCAUCAAGUUCCCUUCAUAUGGCUUUGGAUGCAGGCACAAGCCUCGUCCAAUAUUGGACCACCUGCAGAAUCUGCCCCGGGCGUCGUUCGAGAUUGCUCAGGACCUGCAGAACCCGAUUGAUGAGACGGGCUUCGUGGAUAGCGUAAUUUUGCACCCCAAACCGUUCAAUGCGCGCUUCCAGCCGGGGUUUGAGGAUGAGGCAUUAUUGAGGGACGCGAUGGCUCAGUACGGGGAGGAGUUGUAG